AAUAAAAUAUUAAAAUUUUAGAUAUGCUUACUAAAUUAAAAACUAUUUAGUGAUUUUUAUGGGUAUUUUUAUUUAUGAAUCUGAACAAGUUAAAGAUUGGGAAAAGAAGUCAACCCUAUGAUCUUUCAGCACGAGCUUAAGAAAUCUUGUAUAUAAAUAUAAUUUGCGCCAAGAACUGGUCUGAAUUUUGAAAGCCAAUGGCAAUCUCUACUACUAAUACUAACACUACUGCAGCUGCUUCUGCUUCUGCUUCUGCUUCCACUCCAUUAUUGGAAGACAAAGUUGACGGAUCAGUAGACUACAACGGGCGGCCGGCCCACCGAUCAAGCUCUGGCGGGUGGAGAUCAUCAUCUUUCAUUAUAGCUGUGGAGGUUGCAGAAAGGUUUGCUUAUUCUGGGAUAUCUUCCAACCUCAUAACCUACUUAACCGGUUACCUUGGCCAGUCGACGGCGACCGCGGCUGAGAAUGUGAAUACAUGGUCAGGCACAGCCACCCUUCUGCCGCUUCUGGGAGCGGCCAUCGCCGACUCUUUUCUUGGACGCUACUGUACUAUCAUUGUUUCUUCUGUAAUCUAUGUACUGGGACUGGGGUUGUUGACGCUAUCAGCUGCAUCAACUUCUCUUGAUGGCAAAUCAUGUUCUCCUCCUUGGUACCAAGUAAUCUUGUUCUUCUUCUCUCUAUAUUUAGUUGCUGUUGGACAAGGUGGACACAAGCCUUGUGUUCUAGCUUUCGGAGCUGAUCAAUUUGAUGGAAAAGAUCCAAGGGAAAGUAUAGCAAAGAGCUCAUUUUUCAAUUGGUGGUAUUUUAGCUUAUCUGUAGGCAUUACCUUAACACUUGUGGUUGUUGUCUACAUCCAAGAAAAUCUUAACUGGGUUCUUGGAUUUGGAAUCCCCUGCAUUGUGAUGCUAGCUGCAUUGCUUAUUUUCUUGCUUGGAAGUACAACUUAUAGGUAUAGCAUCAGUCAGAAUGAGAAAAAACCAUUCAUGCGAAUCGGUCAGGUUAUUGUUAGAGCAGUCAGGAAUCGGGCAAAUACUUCUUCAGGCAUUGCUACAGGGGAGGAAUCUUACCUGUUUGAUCAAACUUGUGAGCAAUUCAAAUUCCUGAACCAAGCACUGAUAAUACCAGAUGAUGCAAUUGAACAUCAAGGAGCCUGCAGUGCCACCGAUGUUGAAGAAACAAAGGCACUGUUUAGGCUUAUUCCAAUAUGGGCUACAAGCUUGGUGUAUGCGAUUGUGUUUGCACAGACUACAACUUUCUUCACAAAACAAGGAGUUACAAUGGACAGAACAGUUUUUCCAGGCUUUCAAAUUCCAGCUGCUUCACUGCAAUCCUUUAUUGGCAUAGCAAUUAUUCUUCUCAUUCCAAUCUAUGACCGCAUUUUUGUUCCUCUGGCAAGACAUAUAGCUGGAAACUCAUACGGAAUUACAAUGCUUCAAAGAAUCGGAACUGGGAUGUUCAUAUCAACUCUUUCCAUGGUAACUGCAGCACUAGUUGAGCGAAAAAGACUGCAGACCGCUGAAGAAAAUGGGUUGGUUGAUCAUCCGAACACAAUAAUUCCAAUGAGUAUCUGGUGGUUAGUUCCCCAGUAUGUGUUAUGUGGCGUUGCUGAUGUGUUCACCAUUGUUGGCCUUCAAGAAUUUUUCUACGAUCAGGUUCCUGAGGAUUUGAGAAGUGUAGGCCUUUCACUCUAUCUCAGUGUGAUUGGUUUAGGAAACUUUUUAAGUAGCUUUCUUGUGUCUGUCAUUGACAAAGCAACAGAUAGAGAUGGGCAAGAAAGCUGGUUCUCUAAUAAUCUAAACAGAGGGCAUCUUGAUUAUUUCUACUGGCUACUUGCUGGACUUAGUAUAAUGGGAUUCAUGGCCUUUUGGAUUUUUGCUACAUCUUAUAUUUAUAGAAGUGGAGUUGGAAGAUAGAUCUGUUCUUAUACAAAAAUCUCCACUUAAAGUCUAAGUUACAAAUUGUGAGCAGAAAUUGGGAUUCUUGUAUUUUUAACAAAGGAAUUUUUUUUUUUUUUUAAACUAUAGUGUAAAGGGAACAAACUCUACUCCAUGCCUACCUACAUUUGUUGUCACAAAAUUAAACUUCCUAGAAAUCUAGUAGCCA
Molecule: messenger RNA, 2103 nt
Organism: Ricinus communis (castor bean)
Lineage: Eukaryota; Viridiplantae; Streptophyta; Magnoliopsida; Malpighiales; Euphorbiaceae
Product: protein NRT1/ PTR FAMILY 5.10-like
Exons: 4
Coding region: 198-1913 (571 amino acids)
Biological process (GO): dipeptide transport; transmembrane transport
Cellular component (GO): membrane
Molecular function (GO): dipeptide transmembrane transporter activity; tripeptide transmembrane transporter activity
Source: RefSeq, a predicted model, not a curated record